Messenger RNA from Loa loa (African eye worm), 348 nucleotides. RefSeq lists its product as hypothetical. The record is from RefSeq and is a predicted model, not a curated record. The transcript is spliced from 3 exons. Bases 1 to 348 code for a protein of 115 amino acids. NCBI's taxonomy places the organism in Eukaryota, Metazoa, Nematoda, Chromadorea, Rhabditida, Onchocercidae.
AUGAGAAAGCAGAAGAACAGAAAACAAGGAGGAAUAUCUUCGAUGAGUCAGAAUGACCAUAAAAUUCAAAGUGCAAAAUUUGAAACGAAUCAGAAAAAUCUGCCUAGCUCAGACAUAUGCAAACUAGAUUCUCCGAUUCUAUAUCCCAAUCAAGCUUCAAUCUUAACCUCACAGGGAACAUCGCCUCUCUUCCUUGAAGCAAUCCGAAAUAACUAUGUACUUGAGCCAGACGGGUCUCAGUUUGCAAUUUUUGAUCAUCGACCUAAAAUAGCCUCUGAUAAUGCUUCACCUAGAGUUGACUUCAGGCCAUUCUUCGAUAGCAGAAUAAGUCGACCUACGGACAUAUAA